ACUGGAGAGCCAAAAGGAGUGGAAGAGCCUGUCUUGGAGAUUUUCCCGGGGAAAUCCUGAGGUGGUUCAUUAUGAAGUGCACCGCGGGGGAGUGGCUCCGAGUAACCACGGUGCUAUUCAUGGCUAGAGCAAUUCCAGCCCUGGUGGUUCCUAAUGCCACUUUAUUGGAGAAACUUUUGGAAAAGUACAUGGAUGAGGAUGGUGAGUGGUGGACGGCCAAGCAAAGAGGGAAAAGGGCCAUCACAGACAAUGACAUGCAGAGUAUCUUGGACCUUCAUAAUAAAUUACGAAGUCAGGUGUAUCCAACAGCUUCUAAUAUGGAGUAUAUGACAUGGGAUGUAGAGCUUGAAAGAUCUGCAGAAUCCUGGGCUGAGACGUGUGUGUGGGAACAUGGACCAGCAGGCUUGCUUCCGUCAAUCGGACAGAACUUGGGAGCACACUGGGGAAGAUACAGGCCCCCAACAUUUCAUGUACAAGCAUGGUAUGAUGAAGUAAGAGACUUUAGCUACCCAUAUGAACAUGAGUGCAACCCCUACUGUCCAUUCAGGUGUUCCGGACCUGUCUGCACACAUUAUACACAGGUGGUGUGGGCAACAAGUAGCAGAAUAGGCUGUGCCAUAAAUUUGUGUCAUAACAUGAACAUCUGGGGUCAGAUAUGGCCCAAAGCUGUCUACUUGGUGUGCAAUUACUCUCCAAAGGGAAACUGGUGGGGUCACGCCCCUUACAAACAUGGACGACCCUGUUCUGCUUGCCCACCUAGUUUUGGAGGGGGCUGUAGAGAGAAUCUGUGCUACAAGGAGGGGUCAGACAGGUAUUAUCCUCCACGGGAAGAAGAAACAAAUGAAAUUGAACGGCAGCAGACACAGGUCCACGACACCCACGUUCGGACGAGAUCGGACGAUAGUAACAGAAAUGAAGUAAUAAGCACACAGCAAAUGUCCCAAAUUGUUUCCUGUGAAGUAAGAUUAAGAGAUCAGUGUAAAGGAACAACUUGCAAUAGGUAUGAGUGUCCUGCUGGGUGUUUGGAUAGUAAAGCUAAAGUUAUUGGCAGUGUACAUUAUGAGAUGCAAUCCAGCAUCUGCAGAGCUGCAAUCCAUUAUGGUAUAAUAGACAAUGAUGGUGGUUGGGUAGAUAUCACGAGACAAGGAAGAAAACAUUAUUUCAUCAAAUCCAAUAGAAAUGGCGUUCAAACAAUUGGCAAAUACCAGUCUGCUAAUUCCUUCACAGUCUCUAAAGUAACAGUUCAAGCUGUGACUUGUGAAACAACUGUGGAACAGCUCUGUCCGUUUCAUAAGCCUGCUUCACAUUGCCCAAGAGUAUACUGCCCUCGUAACUGUAUGCAGGCAAAUCCACAUUAUGCUCGUGUGAUUGGAACUCGGAUUUACUCUGACCUGUCCAGUAUCUGCAGAGCCGCAGUCCACGCUGGGGUGGUCCGAAAUCAUGGUGGUUACGUUGAUGUUAUGCCUGUGGACAAAAGAAAGACUUAUAUUGCUUCUUUUCAGAAUGGAAUCUUCUCAGAAAGUUUACAGAAUCCUCCAGGAGGAAAGGCAUUCAGAGUAUUUGCUGUUGUGUGAAAUGGAACACUUGGAGGAGGAUCAUCAAGACUGUUCCAAAUGCCAUAUUUCUGAAGUUUGUAUAAAACUGUAACAUUACUGUACAGAAGAUAGCAACUAUUUUCAUCCCCCAAAAGUGCCAAAUGCAUAUAAAUCUUGACAACAGACAGUCUAUAAAAAAAAACAUGGGACAUUAGCUUUGGGAAAAGUAAUGAAAAUGUAAUGGUUUUAGAAAUCCUGUGUUAAAUAUUGCUAUAUUUUCUUAGCAGUUAUUUCUACAGUUAAUUACAUAUUCAUGAUUGUUCUACAUUUCAUAUACUAUAUGGUGCUUUAUAUAUGCCACUAAUGAAAUGAAUCUAAAUAUUGAAUGUGAAUGGCCCUCCGAAAAUCAUCUGGUGCAUUUCUAGAGGUCAACUCUAAAGUUGAAAGAACUCUUAUCUUCACAUUUCCCUCAGUCCAGUGCUAUGCCAUUACCUAGUUCAAGUAAUCUCAAACGAUUUUCUACUUAAUGCCUGUACAGUUUUUUCUUCUGUUUAGUCAUAUAGAAUAUUAAGUUCUGAUAUUGCACUUACUAUUUUGUAUAAAAUCUUUUAAUAUCUGAAUGAAUCUGUUAAAAUGUCUGAUUCCUGGGGAAUGGUCUUAAGUAGAUGAUGGACUAAAGUCAGAGUUAGUGGUGUGAAAACAUUCCCACUGAUCAUAUAGUAAAUGUAGGGUCCAGGAUGGGCAGCCAGAGCUUUCUGUGUAUUGUUAAAAUUGAGGUUGCAAAUUUUCUUUUGUAUCCUGGCAAAUACUCCUGCAGGCCAGGAAGUAUAAUAAUAAAAAGUUUAACAAAGACGGACUAAUGUAUCACAUCACCAUUGCCACUGAUUCUCUUAAUGGUAAAUGGCCUUGUGUAUAAAUGUUGUCAUAUUAUGGUACCUAUAAUGGUGAUAUAUUUGUUUCUAUGAAAAAUGUAUUGUGCUUUGAUACUAAAAAUCUGUAAAAUGUUACUUUUGGUGAUUUUUUUUUUCUGCUGGUAAAUUUAUCUUUUCCUAUAAAUAUAUCAAAAUGAAUCACGUUUCCAAGUAUUA
Messenger RNA from Otolemur garnettii (small-eared galago), 2623 nucleotides. RefSeq names its product cysteine rich secretory protein LCCL domain containing 1 (gene CRISPLD1). The coding region runs from base 72 to 1574 and encodes 500 amino acids. Gene Ontology annotation, cellular component: extracellular region. The record is from RefSeq and is a predicted model, not a curated record. The transcript is spliced from 15 exons. Lineage: Eukaryota; Metazoa; Chordata; Mammalia; Primates; Galagidae.